Molecule: messenger RNA, 701 nt
Organism: Dreissena polymorpha
Lineage: Eukaryota; Metazoa; Mollusca; Bivalvia; Myida; Dreissenidae
Product: ctenidin-3-like
Exons: 4
Coding region: 217-585 (122 amino acids)
Source: RefSeq, a predicted model, not a curated record
CACAUUAUGUAACUGAAAACGAGUAAUAUUUUCUCCAAGGCUUGACAAGCAAAACGCAAUGGUGUAAGCUUUGUCCGGUGUUACAUUUUGGCCAUCGUCUGUGUCCGUAUUUUACGUCAUUUACUUCCGCCAAGCGGUCAUUUUAGCCAUGUAUAAAAUCAUGCUUGAGUCGGGUUAACAUCACUUCAAGAAAAGUCAUCAAAAAAAUCCAUCACCAUGAAUCCGAUCAUCUUCGCCUCUGUUGCCCUCGCCGCCGUCGUCGGUCUGGUCUUCGCCGACGAGUUCAACUUCGGCAAUAAUUUUGACGAUGGCUAUGGCGGCGGUUAUGGAUACGGGCUCGGAUCCCUUAGCAUUGGAUCCCUGGGUGGCGGAUACGGACAUGGAUCUUCAUUCGGAUCCGGAUACGGCCAGGCUGCCUACAUCCCCGUGCCCGUUGGAAGGGGAGGCUCCGGAAGCUCCGGACUGAGCGGUCUCUUGCCCCUGCUCGGUCUCCUGUUCCUGCUUCCUCUGCUCUUCAACAGAAACACCGCCAGAACUUCCGACCAGAUCCUCCUCAUCAACUCUACCCUCACCGGUGGAAAAUAAACAAGAACCGUGUGUUUUCUGCUGAUUGGAAGAAUCGCCAAAAUGCCGUCACAUCGCUGCAAGCGUGUUAUUUAUUGUUGCUGUCUGUUGCUUUAAUAAUAAACGCAAUAACAUUA